This is a messenger RNA of Sinocyclocheilus anshuiensis, 968 nucleotides long. RefSeq names its product trypsin-2-like. Gene Ontology annotation, biological process: proteolysis. The record is from RefSeq and is a predicted model, not a curated record. The transcript is spliced from 6 exons. Lineage: Eukaryota; Metazoa; Chordata; Actinopteri; Cypriniformes; Cyprinidae. Gene Ontology annotation, molecular function: serine-type endopeptidase activity. The coding region runs from base 33 to 968 and encodes 311 amino acids.
ACAGCCGUCAGAUCACAGAGCAGAGCAGAAGUAUGACGUUUAACACAGCGUUGAGUGUUGCUGGAACCAUACUUCUGAACAUAGCAGGUUCUUUCUGCCAGUUAGAUGUAUGUGGUCAAGCCCCCUUCAACAACAAGAUUGUUGGAGGGCAGGAUGCAACGGAAGGUGCUUGGCCGUGGCAAGUCAGCAUUCAAAGCGCCACAUUUGGAGGCCAUUUCUGUGGUGGGAGUCUAAUCAAUAAAGACUGGGUUUUGUCUGCAGCUCACUGUUUCCAGAGUUCAAUGAGUACCAUUGAGAUCUACCUAGGACGUCAGAGCCAGUCGGGCUCAAACCCUAAUGAAGCUUUCAGGACAGCGAGUAGAGUCAUCAACCAUCCUGACUAUUCCGAUCCUACCCAUGACAACGACAUAGCACUGCUCCAGCUCUCCUCAUCUGUGACUUUCUCUGAAUAUAUUAGGCCAGUCUGUCUGGCGGCUGCUGGUAGUAAAUUUGCUGCAGGUUCAGACAGCUGGGUCACUGGAUGGGGAACACUACAGUCUGGAGGUGCGUCUCCUGACAAACUGCAGGAGGUGAUGAUACCAGUUGUGAGCAACAGUGACUGUGAUGAUGCUUAUGACAUUCUCAAAAUCACAAGCAAUAUGAUUUGUGCUGGAUUGUUAAAUGAGGGAGGAAAAGAUUCAUGUCAGGGAGACUCUGGAGGUCCACUGGUCAGUAGGAACGGCUCCCUGUGGAUUCAGUCCGGCGUUGUUAGUUUUGGUAUUGGAUGUGCAGACCCUAAAUAUCCCGGUGUGUAUGCCAGAGUCUCUCAGUACCAGGACUGGAUCACCUCUACAAUAGGCAGCAACCCACCUGGAUUUGUCGAAUUCAACAACAAUGCAUUCAUAAACUCACCCAACCUCCUUUUAUUUGCAGUUUCUCUAACAUUCUCCAUCAUUCCUUCCAUAAGCUCCCUAUAUCUCUCUUCAUAG